AAAAGGCUUCCGCUUUAGAUUCCUUCUCCCCUGCAGCCAUUCAACGUCUCUGGAAGUCCAAAACUUCAAACAGCCGCCUCCCAUGGCGGGAGAAAACCCUACCUCCACCGCCACUUCCUCUAUCGAUCCUAGCAGCGGCUUCUGCUCCAAAACCCUUGUCUACCACAGUCUCCGUCCUCCCGUUCCACUCCCUCCCCUAUCCUCCAACAUCUCCAUCGCCGACUACGCCUUCUCCCUCCUCGCCGCCACUCCGCCAUCCCCAGCCACCGUCGCACUCAUCGACGCCUCCACCUCCCGUCGCAUUCUCUACCCCGAGCUCAUCCGCCGUGUCAGGUCCCUGGCAUCCUCCCUCCCCUCCCGCCUCCGCCUCUCCAGAGGGGACCGCGCUCUCAUCAUCUCGCCGAACUCGCUCCACGUCCCGAUUCUCUACUUCGCUCUCUUCUCCAUCGGCGUCGUUGUGUCUCCGAUCAAUCCGGCCAGCACUAAGUCGGAGAUUCUCCACCACAUCCAGCUGUCGAAGCCUGUGGUCGCCUUCGCGACCUCAGGAACUGCGCUCAAUGUCCCUCCUCUCUCGCUCGGUAUGGUCAUACUUGACUCGGCUGAGUUCGAGUCUCUGAUGACGAGUGAACUCGGCGAGCUGGACCGAGUCGAGGUGUCGCAGUCUGACACGGCUGCGAUCCUCUACUCGUCGGGGACGACGGGGAGAGUCAAAGGCGUGGAGCUGACUCACCGGAACUUGAUCACCACUGUGGCCGGAGUUAACGCCCUCCGUCUGGCGAGGAAGUCCCCGGCGGUGACGCUGUGUGCCGUUCCGUACUUCCACGUGUACGGUUUCGCGCUAUGCGCGAGAGGAUUGGGCAUGGGAGAGACGCUGGUGCACAUGGGGAGGUUUGAUUUGGGGGCUAUGGGGAGAGCGAUCGAGGAGUUUAAGGUUUGCCAAGCGGCAUUGGCGCCGCCAGCAGUGGUGGCGAUGGUGAAGGCCGGCGGGAGCAUGAUGGACGGCUAUGAUCUGAGCUCCCUCGAGGUGGUGAGGUGCGGUGGCGCUCCGCUGCGGAGGUCCGUCGUGAACGGCUUCAGGGAUCGGUUUUCGCACGUGCACCUGGCACAGGCGUAUGGACUUACUGAGACAACAGGAAGAGUCUUUUCGACGGUGGGUCCCCUUGAAUCCAAAGUGCUGGGGGCAACGGGGCGGCUAUGUCCCAAUUGUGAAGCAAAGGUUGUCGACCCCACGACCAGCGCUGCCUUGCCUCCGUUACAAUCAGGGGAGCUUUGGGUCAGAGGACCCUCCAUCAUGAAGGGUUAUGUGGGCGAUGAAGAAGCUACGAGGGCCAUAUUGGAUUCGGAGGGAUGGUUAAGAACUGGAGAUCUCUGUUACAUAGAUUGUGAGGGGUUCCUCUUUUUUGUGGACAGAAUAAAGGAGAUCAUCAAAUAUAAAGGGUACCAGGUGGCCCCGGCAGAACUGGAGCACGUUCUUUACUCCCAUCCCGACAUUGCAGAAGUGGCCAUUGCUGCGUAUCCUGAUGAUGAAGCCGGUGAAUUUCCCAUGGCUUUCGUGGUGAAACGACCCGGAAGCAACAUCGAUGCAUCACGAAUCAAAGAUUUUGUCACGGAAAAGGUUGCUCCAUACAAGAAGAUAAAGCGAGUAUUGUUCCUGGAGACAUUGCCUAAGAAUGCCCAAGGCAAGGUGUUGAGAAUGGAGCUGACCAAGCUUGCAUUGUUGACUACCACUUCUAAGUUGUGACAUACCAAAUUCACUCAUCGGCAGAGUGCAGAGUUGGCAUAGUGUAAGUUCGAAAAUAGAAUUCCAUUUUAUUGUGAUAGGAGAUCUGAUAAGCACAGGGGAUAUCGAACUGGUACAUGUAUUGAUCUAUGGGUUCAAUAAGAGGCUUGAUGGAUUCAAUAUAGGCUUCUGAAA
This is a messenger RNA of Punica granatum (pomegranate), 1915 nucleotides long. Lineage: Eukaryota; Viridiplantae; Streptophyta; Magnoliopsida; Myrtales; Lythraceae. The record is from RefSeq and is a predicted model, not a curated record.